UAAAAUCAUUCCAUCUUUUCUCAUUUCAAUCAAAAAAUUUUAAAAUCUUGACCACCAAGAUCAAGAACAAGAGAGAAAGAGAGCAAUUUCUCUCUUUUGCUCAACAAAGAUGAAGAACAAUAACAACAACAACACAAAGCUUAUUCUUCUUCAUCCUUACAUCCAAAAACAAGGAAGCUCCAAUCGGUUAUGGCUUCUUGCUUUUGUUUCUUUCUUUACUAUUGCUUUUCUUGUUACUCUUAUCUAUACUAGAGAAGCUUUGCCCACUAAAUCCACAGCUUCCUUGGCUGCUGCUGCCACCUCCUCCUCCAUAUCCACCUCUGCACCUCUGCCUACCACUGUCAUCAAUACUCUCCUCCACUAUGCUUCAAGAUCUAAUGACAGUUUCCACAUGUCUUACUCUGAAAUCAAACCCAUAUCUGAUGUUCUUAGAAAGUGCUCUUCUCCAUGUAAUUUUCUUGUUUUUGGGCUAACGCACGAAACCCUUUUGUGGAAAGCCCUCAACCACAAUGGCCGCACAGUUUUUAUUGAAGAAAACCGAUACUAUGCAGCCUAUUUUGAAGAGCUACACCCAGAAUUUGAUGUGUUUGAUGUUCAAUACACAACAAAAAUGAGAGAAUACAAAGAACUUAUAGCCUCUACAAGGGAUCAAAUACGCAACGAAUGCAAGCCAGUUCAGAAUCUUCUCUUCUCAGAAUGUAAGCUUGGGAUUAAUGAUUUGCCUAAUCACGUUUAUGAGGUAGAUUGGGAUGUGAUAUUGAUUGAUGGGCCUCGAGGAGAUGGACCAGAAGGGCCAGGAAGGAUGACGCCAAUCUUCACAUCCGGGGUUCUAGCUAGGAGCAAGAAGGGAGGAAAUGGGAAGACUCAUAUAUUUGUUCAUGAUUACUAUAGAAAUGUGGAGAAAGUAUAUGGGGAUGAGUUCUUGUGCAGAGAAAACUUGGUGGAAGCUAAUGACAUGCUUGCUCAUUUUGUGGUGGAGAAGAUGGAUGAGAAUAGCUACCAGUUCUGCAACAACCAAACAUCAAAAUCAUCAUCUUCUUCUUCAUCCUAAGUGUUUUUGUCUAAAAGCCAGGAUAUAUGGUAUAAAGUGGUAAAAAAAUGUGGGUAUUUAUGAUCAUUGAAAAACUUUAGAUCUUUUCUCUUUUUCUUCUUGGAUUUGAUAAUGGGGAGUGUAAAAAAUAAUUCUUUUUUGGUAAUGCAACAUCUAAACCUUGUAAUUUCUUGGCUAUGGAAGCUUCAGACUCUCAAUUUAUCUGUCA
Messenger RNA from Manihot esculenta (cassava), 1259 nucleotides. Its product is annotated as protein IRX15-LIKE. The coding region runs from base 110 to 1051 and encodes 313 amino acids. NCBI's taxonomy places the organism in Eukaryota, Viridiplantae, Streptophyta, Magnoliopsida, Malpighiales, Euphorbiaceae. Gene Ontology annotation, biological process: xylan biosynthetic process. The record is from RefSeq and is a predicted model, not a curated record. The transcript has a single exon.